Messenger RNA from Aspergillus saccharolyticus JOP 1030-1, 2851 nucleotides. Its product is annotated as NCBP1 family protein. Gene Ontology annotation, biological process: nuclear-transcribed mRNA catabolic process, nonsense-mediated decay; mRNA export from nucleus. Gene Ontology annotation, cellular component: nuclear cap binding complex; nucleus. The transcript has 7 exons. Lineage: Eukaryota; Fungi; Ascomycota; Eurotiomycetes; Eurotiales; Aspergillaceae. Bases 139 to 2682 code for a protein of 847 amino acids. Gene Ontology annotation, molecular function: RNA cap binding; mRNA binding. The record is from RefSeq and is a predicted model, not a curated record.
CCGCAACAACAACCCCGAUCAGAGAGCUUGUAGCUUCAACCUUCUCUGCUACAUUCGCUCCAGACUAUUACACCUUACCUUUGUCUUUUUUUUGCAUUUUUGCGCCGACAAUUCCGUGUGGACCUAGCACCCUCCCUGAUGGUCGACUACGAUCGUCGGCCCCAUGGCCCAAGGGGUGGUCGCAAGAGGCGCUAUAGGGAAGAAGAUGAUUACGACCGCCGCCAAAGGCGCAGAUACGAGGAACCAUUGUUUGUCAAAGUUCGGAGGCAGUUGCUCACAAUUGCUGAAUCUGCUGCCAGAAGAGCAGAGGAUGACGCUAUUCAUAUUGCAAGAACAGUGGCUGAGAACUACGGCGAUGACGAGAUUAAGGCUGUGUUUCUUGACACCGCAAUCGAACUUAUCCUCGAGCAGCCGUUAAAGAUCCCUUUCAUUGCGGCAACAGUCCUUGCUGCAAACGCCUUGAACUCAGAACCUGUUACAGAUAUAUUGAAGCGAGCAGGUGAAUCUUUGCAAGGGUACAUCGAUGCUGGUGCGUGGCGUGAAGUCAAGCUCCUUCUGCGUUUUCUCGGUUGCCUUCAGGGUGUUUUUGAAGGGGAAGGAAUUUUUCCCGUUUUGGAAGAGAUAUUUGCGCGCGCGGUUGACCUUCAAACGGCUUCCUCUGAAGAUGCGAGUAAUCCAUUGCUCGGUCUGGAACUCGUCAAAAUCAUCCUCUUCAUCUUACCAUACGUAAUGGCAUCGCCAGCAACCGGUUUUGAACCUCAGGCAACUGCUCUUCUGGAAAAGACCGAUAUCAUCGCUUCUACUCCGCAUGCUCUUGUGGAUCUCGUGAACCCUUUCAGUCUCCCCGAGCACAGGCUGACUGCCACAGAGAGCAUAAUCAGCUUGAUGCAGAGACAGCUCCAGGAAGAAUCGAGUCGGUCCUGGGAACUCGCAUGCCUCCCGCGCCCAUGGAAACGAAUUUCUGAGACCCUCGAAUCGCAGAAUGAAACUCAAGUCGAAGUUCAAGAUGGAGAAGAAGCCGAAUCGCCCAGGGCUCUGACAUUUGCAACAAAGCAUGCUUUCCCGCGAGUCAUCAUUCCCAAUCCUGUCUACAACGGAGCAAGAGCGAUCUUCCCGGAGAUCUAUCUUUCUGUCUAUACGAAUCAAGACAUUGAGACAGUUCCGCCAACAUCGGACAUUGCUUCGUCCCUAUUACGUGAUUCGCUCGUCGAUACGAUCAACAUCCUUGAUUUUAACCGUAUUGCAACUGCGAAGUAUCUCAUCGACGUUGAUUGUUAUUUCACGCCGAAUACCUUCGUCAAACGAGCCACACCCUUUGAUCGCUUGCGUGAACUACCCGCUGAUCGGCCUCAAUGGAAGCCCGAAGACGUCGCUGUGGACGCGGUAUUCUCUCAACUCUUCCAGCUGCCAUGCCCUGAACACAAGUUCAUUUAUUACCACUCCGUGCUUACUGAGUGCUGCAAGAUUGCUCCUGCGGCCAUUGCUCCAAGCUUGGGUCGGGCUAUUCGAUUCCUAUAUCGCAGCCUUGAGACAAUCGAUCUCGACCUCAGUCAUCGAUUCCUGGACUGGUUCUCUCAUCACCUAAGUAACUUCGGCUUCACUUGGAAAUGGAGUGAAUGGAUUGAGGACCUGGAGUUACCCGCCAUUCAUCCUCGAAUGGCUUUCAUUGCCGGGGCGCUCGACAAGGAGAUCAGAUUGAGUUUCGCCCAGCGUAUCAGAGGAACUCUACCGGAUCCCUAUCAAGAAUUGAUAACAGAAGGGAAGGAGAAGGAUAUUCCAGACUUUAAGUACAUGUUUGAUACUACACCGUAUGCAAAGGAGGGUAAGGAAAUUAUGCAGCUUGUUCGCAAGAAAGCAAGUGAUGACGAGAUACAACCCUUCAUUCAAGCGAUCGAAGAACAAGCCAAGUCUUUAGGUGUUGAUGAUCCAUUGCUUCCAUCCACCGACGCAUUUGUCACCGCUAUUUGCUUCGUGGGAUCUAAAUCUCUUUCUCAUGUCCUUUCAUGCAUUGAGCGAAACAAGGAGCGGCUAUUGGCCAUUGGCCCAAAGUCCCCUCAAGCUCAACGUCAAAUUAUCACAUCCGUCAUGAACUAUUGGGUAGAUCAACCGGGUAUCGGUAUAAAUAUUAUCGACAAACUCCUGAACUACACGAUUCUCACCCCGCUAUCAGUCGUCGAGUGGGCUCUAGUUGACAGCCUUGAAGCAGGUACGGUUCUUGCAAAACCGCACAUCUUUGAGAUGAUCUCCGCCACCGUUGGGAAGGUCACAAACCGUCUCCGACAGAUUGUUGCUGCCCGUACUCAGUCCAGCUUGUAUGAGCCUCAACUAAGCGUUCUGGACGAGACUUUGAAACGUGAAAAGGCCGACAUGCAAGCCCUUUUUCGAGUCAUUGAGGACUCCAUUGUAUCGGUUGCUGGUGGCAGUAACGAUGAGCUAAUGGAAAGAGGGGACGGGAGCGGAACUAUGCCUGAGGAUGAGAUCAUCCGGCGUUGGGGCCAGCGGUGGCUCAGAGUGUUCCGGCGCAGAGCUGGCGUUGAAGAGUCUUUCAUUGUCGAGGCCAUGACCAAAGCAAUUCCAGUCGGCACGGUGGCACCUUCCCCUGUCCCAGAUGAGCUCAUCGCUUCUGAGCGUGUCCCGUCAAAUGGAGACAUGGAUUUGACUGAGAUGGUGCAGGAGAAUUGACACUCCCAUAUUACAGAAGGGCAAUUUUUAGUCCUUUGUCAUAUGAUUUUAUGUAUAAUUGUGAGAGUCAGGGUUGAUUCACACUAUGUGCCCGUAUGUGUGUGUGUUAUUAUCUGUAUGUAAGAUCAAUCAAAAGAACGGAUUCGCGCAAUGGGAUAAAAUCUACCUU